Myotis daubentonii (Daubenton's bat) is the source of this 4351-nucleotide messenger RNA. RefSeq names its product calcium-activated chloride channel regulator 2-like. The record is from RefSeq and is a predicted model, not a curated record. Bases 145 to 2973 code for a protein of 942 amino acids. Gene Ontology annotation, biological process: chloride transport. Gene Ontology annotation, cellular component: plasma membrane. The transcript has 14 exons. Lineage: Eukaryota; Metazoa; Chordata; Mammalia; Chiroptera; Vespertilionidae. Gene Ontology annotation, molecular function: intracellularly calcium-gated chloride channel activity.
CCCCUGAUUUUGCAAAGAAGGCACCUCCUUCACUACAAGUUCUAGGACCUUCAGGUUCAGAAGGAAACUAUUUUGCCCUGUCACCUGGCACAAUGCAUCUAGCAGGACCAGUGUGAGUAAACCAGUCUGAGGCUUCUCUACAACAUGACCCACGGGGACAAAGCAGGUACUGUUUGCUGCCUGAAGAUUGCGACUCUUCUUGUGGCUCUAAGUCCAGAACUCCUAUUCCUGGGAGCUGGAGUGCAGCUUCGAGACAACGGGUAUGAUGGGUUACUCAUUGCAAUCAAUCCUCAGGUGUCCGAGGAUCAGAACCUCAUCCCAAACAUCAAGGAAAUGGUAACCGAAGCUUCUUUUUACCUGUUCAAUGCUACCAAGAGAAGAGUGUUUUUCAGAAAUAUAAAGAUUUUAAUACCUGCCACGUGGAAAGCUAAUAAUUACAGCAAAGUUAAACAAGAAUCAUAUGAAAAGGCAAAUGUUAUAGUGACUGCCUCAUCUGGGGCACAUGGAGGUGAUCCAUAUACCCUACAAUAUAGAGGGUGUGGAAAAGAGGGAAAACACAUCUAUUUCACACCUGACUUUCUACUGAAUGAUGACUUAACAGCUGGCUAUGGAUCACGAGCAAGCUACAGUCUUUGCAACUCAUUAUUAUAUGAGCUAGUGAAGAAGAAACACAAAAACACAAGUAUUUCUAAAAUAGACCUAAUUUUUCUUUCUAUUUUUAGGUGCUCAUCUGACAUCACGGGCAUAUUUGUGUGUGAAAAAGGCCCUUGCCCCCAAGAGAACUGUAUUACCAGUGAGCUUUUCCAAGGAGGUUGCAUGUUUUUAUACAAUAGCACGCAGAAUGCAGCAGCAUCAAUAAUGUUCAUGCAAAGUCUAUCUUCUGUGGUUGAAUUCUGCAAUGCGAGUACCCACAACCAAGAAGCUCCAAACCGACAGAACCAAAUGUGCAGCCUCAGAAGUACGUGGGAUGUAAUCUCAGACUCCACUGACUUUCAUCACAGCUCUCCCAUGAACGGGACUGAGCUUCCGCCUCCUCCCACCUUCUCCCUUGUCCAGGCGGGGGACAAAGUGGUCUGUUUAGUGCUGGAUGUGUCCAGCAAGAUGGCAGAGGCUGACAGACUCCUUCGACUGCAGCAAGCGGCAGAAUUGUACUUGAUGCAGAUUGUUGAAAGUCAUACCUUUGUGGGCAUUGUCGGUUUCAACAGCAAAGGAGAGAUCAGAGCCCAGCUACACCAAAUUAACAGUGAUGACGACCGAAAGCUGCUGGUUUCACAUCUGCCUGCCACUGCGUCAGCUGACCCAGAGACCAGCAUCUGCUCAGGGCUUAAGAGGGGAUUUGAGGUGGCUGAAAAACUGAAUGGAAAAGCCUAUGGCUCUGUGUUGAUAUUAGUGACCAGUGGACAUGAUGAGCAUAUCAGCAACUGCUUACUCACUGUGCUCAGCAGUGGUUCAACCAUUCACACCAUUGCCCUGGGUGCAUCUGCGGACAAAAACCUGGAGGAACUUUCACACCUUACAGGAGGUUUAAAGUUCUUUGUUCCAGAUAAAUCAACCUCCAAUAGCAUGAUUGAUGCUUUCAGUAGAAUUUCCUCGGGAACUGGAGACAUUUUUCAACAAUGUAUUCAGCUUGAAAGUGUGGGUGAGAAUGUUAAACCUCACCAUCAAUUGAAAAGCACCGUGACUGUGGAUAACAGUAUGGGCAAUGAUACUACCUUUCUAGUCACAUGGCAGGCUAGUGGGCCCCCUGACAUUGAACUGUUUGAACCUAAUGGGAGAAAAUACUACACACAUAAUUUUACCAUCAAUCAAGCUUUGAAGACUGCUCGCCUCUGGAUUCCAGGAACUGCUCAGCCCGGACCCUGGACUUAUGCACUGAACAAUACCCACCAUUCUCUUCAGUCCUUGAAAGUGACAGUGACCUCUCGUGCCUCCCACUCGGCUGAGCCUCCUGCUACUGUGGAGGCCUUUGUAGAAAAAGACAGCACCUCUUUUCCCCACCCCGUGAUGAUCUAUGCCAAUGUGAGGAAGGGGUUUUACCCCAUCCUCAACGCCACUGUAACUGCUACUAUUGAGCCAGAGACUGAAGAGCCCGUUACGCUGAAACUUCUUGAUGAUGGAGCAGGUGCUGAUGUUAUAAAAAAUGAUGGAAUUUACUCGAGGUAUUUUUUCUCCUUUGCUGUAAAUGGUAGAUAUAGCUUGAAAGUUCAUGUCAAUCACUCUCCCAGCAUAAGCGCCCCAGGCCUCCACUCCUUUCCAGGGAGUCAUGCUAUGUAUGUACCAGGUUACAUAACCAAUGGUAAUAUUCAGAUGAAUGUCCCAAGAAAAUCACUGGGCAGGAGUGAGGAGGAGCAAAAGUGGGGCUUUAGCCGAACGAGCUCGGGGGGCUCCUUUUCCGUGCUGGGAGUUCCCACUGGCCCCCACCCUGACGCGCUUCCACCAUGCAGAAUCCUCGACCUGGAAGCUGUGCAGCUGGAGGAGGAGGUGACUUUAUCCUGGACAGCGCCUGGAGAAGACUUCGAUCGGGGCCAGGCUAACAGCUAUGAAAUAAGAAUGAGUAAAAGUCUACAGAAUAUUCAAGAUGAUUUUAACAAUGCCAUUUUAGUGAAUACCUCAAAGCUAAAUCCCCAACCAGCUGGCACCAAGGAGAUAUUUACAUUUUCACCAAAGCUUUUCACAAAUGGACCUGAACAUCAACCUGAUGGAGAGACACAAGAAAGCCACAGAAUUUAUGUGGCAAUACGGACAAUAGAUAAGAACUCCUUAAAAUCUGCAGUAUCUAAUAUUGCUCAGGCAUCAUUGUUCAUUCUUCCAAAUUCUGCUCCUGUACUUGCCAGAGAUGAUCUUAUAUUGAAAGGAGUUUUAAUAGCAAUGGGUUUGAUAGGAAUCAUUUGCCUCACUAUAGUUGUAACACAUUGUAUUUUAAACAAGAAAAGGAGAGCAGACAGAAAAGAAAAUGGAAUAGAAUUACUAUGAACAAAAUUACCUUGGUUCUUAAAUGCAAAACCCAUGCCCUUUGCACUUUACAAAAACAUACCAAUAAAAACAAAUGAACAUCAAAACUGUUAAAAGUGCUUUGAAUUUUGCAUACUACAGAUCAUGUUUUUACAUAAUAAAAAGACAAAAACUUUUAUAACCCUCAUUUUGAGGGUAAAGUAGAAAGCCCUUACAUUUAGGCUAUGAAUAAAAUAAUAAAAAUUAUUUUCCAAGAUAAUUCUUUAAAGACAAACAAGGCAAGGUCAAAGUUGAAUCAGAGUCAAGAAAAGCUCAUUUUAUUGAAGAGAAAAAAAUAGCCCAAAGUAGAGAAGAGGAUGUCUGAAUGAUAUAAGCAAUUGUUUAGUUACUUUAAUUUUUUUCAUUCUCUCUAUCUCUUCAGAACAGAUUGCUUGUUUAUGACUAAAGAUCAAUGUGCAUUUUAUAUAUGGUGCCUCUUGUAAAAUUCUUUACCUCUAGCCAUUUGGUUAGCUAUACCACAGAUCACUGUGAAAAUUAACCUUAAAAUGUGGGUAUUAUCCUUUUCCCCUGACCCUGGUUUUGUAACAGAGGUCUGUUGAAUUUAUUGUUUCUCAGUUUUUACUCUCAUCAAAGUAGCUUUCCAAGUUAUUGUCUUAGGUGUUAUUUGAAGCAAAUGGUUAUAAUUUUCAUAAGGCUUUAAGUAAAAAAUAAAAGACAUAGUUCUAAACUUAUUUUAAUACAUACAUAGGCUACAUAGUUUCAUUCAAUUUCAACCCAAGAAGAGGUCACAGGAGAAAGGCCUUUAGAAAUGAUUAACUGAUUCUGUUUUUUGUUUAACUAAGACUCCAGGAAUCCUUUCUUAAUCAGGGGUUAUUUAUAUUGAUCAAGGGAAUGGGGAACAAACUGAGAGAGGGAAGCAUAAGUCAGAAGGAAUUAAAAAUCAUCUUUCAUCUAAUCUUAUUUCUCUUAUUUUUAAAGAAAGAUUAUUGAGCAAUAGAAUCACUUGCCGUAUAUAUUAAAGAACUGGAAACUUUAUUGGGUAAAUACAAACAACAAUGUAGAAUGGAUGUUAUACAAUCAGGACCAAAUAAAAGAAAAAAUUAGGUUAAGUUUUGGGGAUGGGGGAAGAAAUUGUGGUGAAUUGGGACAAGAAAAAGCAACAGAGGGUGAAGCCUUGAGUAAGAGCCUCAGAGCAGCACAGGGGGAAAAAACAACCAACAAAUCUCUCUACCUAAGCUGCCUCCUUGCAGUUCAUACUACACCCCAGGUCCGGCCUAUCACAUUCUAAGCCCAUAGUGCCUAAAUUCUUGCAGAUGGGAGAGUUUCAAGUACUCACUUGGCAGUCAGUCUCUCCUCCCUCUAAUGCCUGUUAACUUGGGAUUUGCUUCCCUGUAAUUUC